AAAGAAAAUGGCGGACAGCGGAGCAAAGAAAGCGAGUGUGGAGUUUUUUCAGCAUUUAAUCAGUUCUCCGGAAAGUUGUAUGGAUGACAAAGUAUGUGUGGUGGGGAUUUUCGGCAAAGACAACAUUGGCUACAAGUCGAAAGCUGUACAUCUGAAUGGAACCAUUGGAAAAGAAGUUUUCAAGAUUGACUUUCUAGAUGGUACAUUCAAGAAGAAGGAUACAGAUGAAUUUUCAUGUGACAUUAAUGUCUAUCAUGAUGUAGAACAGAGGAUCAUUUAUUUACACCUUGUAUCUGUGUAUGAUGUGUCAAGACUGUUACAACUUUGUAAACAAGCUCCACAAGAUGCUCAGAAUGCAGCAUGUCAUCAGUAUUGGAUGUCCCAUGAAUUUUACUAUGCCUGUGCAAUGAUGUUCCUGUUCUCUGUCUCUCACAUUGUUGUUCUUUUGCAUCCGUCGCAGACUUUUGAUCUAAAUUACAUCAGGCUGUUUCGCACAUUGGCUUCAACAAGACACCAGUUACUGCCUCAGAUAUCCCAGCUGUUAGCUGGUGUGGAUGGCAUUCCUGACAUUUGGAGGCAAACUGGACGGCCUUGUAUUCCCAGACUGGUGUGUUCCCUGAGACAGCGUGUUCCUUUCAGGGAUCCUUCACAAGUGUCAGGAAAAAGCCAGGUUACGUAUGCCAGCAAGACAAAGGGAAAGCAGCAAAUCAUCACCCCACAAAAGAAACUUCAGCAUUCUGUAGAGGAUCAGCUUUACAGCAUAAUGAGAAAGGCCAGGCUCCUAGGAAGUCUUAGUUCAAGUUCCCUGUUCACUGUAAACUCAAGCCACGCCUUUGUUCACGUGCAGCCAUGCUCAACCAACUUUGACCCCGUCGCAGUUCUCCUAAACACUCUGGCCAAACCGGCUAUUAACACUAAAUGGGUGGAGACGAGCCCUCUUCUGAAGAAUAGCAAAUUCCUUAAGAGAGAAUUCUUAGAGUCAGGAGGGGACAGUGAGGCAUAUUCCGCGGAUGACGUGUUGUUCCGAGACUACUUGAAACAGCAGAUUGAUCACUUGAUGACCGGAGAUGCUGGACGGGAUGGAGUGGCUGAAGGACGCAGAGGAACUCAUGUAGAGGUUCCAUCUUGCCGUCUGUGGGCACGUGUAUCGUUUGCCCUCUAUGAAUUUUUCUUGACUCCAAAGAGUGAAUUGACUGCUCCUCUCAACGCGAUGGUAUCUAACCUGGAUCUCGACAUGAAAUUCUCUGAGGCCUACUGCCACAUUUACCUCACUUCAGUGGGAGGAUAUUCUGGGAUGACCUUUAUGGGCCAUCCUCGCAAAGGGAGUUUUUGCCUCAAAAACGUUACUUGUANAUUUUGUGCAUUUUCUCCUCAGUACCACCGGGUCCCUGCGGAAGGAGAGGUGCCCUCCGACCCAGUCUCCGAGGAAUCUAAGGAGCUCGGAGUUACUCCAUGUAAGCCUCACUCAAGUCGUAUCACCAGUUUCAGUGCAUGCAACUGUGGAAGGAUACAAGAUCACAGAGAAGAUCCUUUUGAUCUCAAGGCAGCCAACGUGGACUUCUUCAAAAUGCUUCAGUCAAAGUGUUGUUUUUCGCUGGUUCAUCUGUUCUUUCCAUUUCAUCCAAUCUCUCUCUCUUCAAAAAUCUCCCACAAAACCUCAACGGAAAUGUCAGAUGAGGCCCCCCUCUUGGAGAUGCCAUCAGAGACAGUUAGUCCUAUGAGAGAAGAGGUCAAAUCCGGGGAGGGUGGUGGUGAGGGGCAACCGAGUGACGAGACGUCUAACAGUGAGACGCCCGCUGUACCAGUUGCCCCAACAACUGGAUCUAUUCCCAUUCCAAACUCGGGCGUCCCUGCCAGAACGGACAAUUUGGGAAGCCUGGGGCACAGUGUCAGUUCUGCAUACGGGGCUAGUGGGUACCAAUCUACGCUCGAGAUGAUGAGUCAUGAGGGCUCUGAAUUUAGGAGUAUGCCAUCCGAGUUCAAGAGUGUUGUAUCCGUGGGAAUUCCGGGAGAAAUGAGCAUGGGGAAUUCCCAAGAUGUCCUCUCCGCGGUGGGGGAGCACGUUCCCGACUUGCACUCUUUCGAACGAUUUUCGUCGCGUGAUGAAAUGGAACAGAUCUAUCUAGAAACCAUGUUGAACAGUGAUUCACCUCCUGGUAUUCUACCCCGCUUUCCCUCCUGGUCGCUCUGUCGUCUGGGAAGCGCAAGUACCUACAAUCCCGCCAAAGGUCUAGACCAGCCGGGAUUUUUCCCGAACAGCAACUAUUUGUUGGCUUGGGACAUUCCUUUGCUGAAUGAAAGCCAGUCCGAUUUAACGAGCCAAUUUGAUGGAAAGGGUAAGCACUUGGGGUCUAAGCAAAUGACUGAAGAGGCGUGGCCGACGCUGAACGAGCUCCCUUCCGCCGGAAGUAAUGUUUCGUCACUUCCUUUGCACCAGGCUCUGACUUAUGCUCGUCGCCAGUGUUCAGAUUAUAAAGCAAAUUCCCUUCCAUUGAUAUCGAGUGCAACAACAGGGAAAGGCGCGUCUGGAGCCUCUCGGCAGCGUGGUAGGACCUCCCGUGAAGGGGCACUACCGACAGUGAGAGCCUAUAUAGGACAAGAAUAUGAGUGCCCUAGAGGACAUCGGUUUAUCUGCUCAGGCCCGGACAAGAUGGUGAAAGCGACCAGUUCCGGUCACGUGAAGGAAACAGCCCUAAAGCUAGUGACGUCAGACAUGCCUCUCUAUUUUCCAUGCCCCUGUCGCUCAUCGAAACCUCUAAUGGCUCAAAUGAUGCGUGUCUUUAUAGUCACACCCGAUUCACCCGUACUCGUGACCCUUAACCCGAGGGUCCAACCUUCCCUUCCGCCAUGUCCUGUGUUUUACCCCGGUAUAAAUGCGGGUGUCACCCUUCCCCCAGGAAGCUUCUGCGUUUUGAGAUUACCGUACGUGUACGUCUCAGAUCUCGGUCCAAUUCUACCGCCAGGUGACUCGCAACCGUUGUUGUCGUGUCGUGUGUUGAAGGGGUUAUUUUCCGUAAUGGGGCUUGUUCAGGAUACUCCAAGAGAAAACGUUGUCGAGGGAAGACGCUGAGUCUCAACUAAAGAUCUUCAUUGGUUCCAAUCGUCGAAGUUGUCGGAGAGACUUCCCCUCGCGAAGGCAGAAAGAAGACAAAAUAAGAGUUUGACCUGGUAGUUACUUAUUGUCGCCUCGUAAUUAGCGCAGAUUGUUACGUUAGGGUGAGUGAGGGGCACAAUUCACUGCCGCACUGCCGCCAAGCAAAUGUAACUUUUGGUUUCGUGUUGUUGAAUGUGACUUGUUACACAUUUCUCGCGGAGCAGACGGAAGGAAGAUUUUGUUACAAGCACACGACGAAGCCUAGUUUGAUCUGACGUCUGAGUUAAAUUGGUUACUGGUCGUUUCGUACCCAGUUAGUUCAGUCGUUUCGUACCCACGGUUGUAACGUACCCAGUCCUUUCGUGCCCAAAUAGGUCGUGUCGAACCCAAACUAAUAAAGUAUGUUUUCGAUGUUAACAAA
This is a messenger RNA of Stylophora pistillata, 3515 nucleotides long. RefSeq names its product nonsense-mediated mRNA decay factor SMG8. The record is from RefSeq and is a predicted model, not a curated record. Lineage: Eukaryota; Metazoa; Cnidaria; Anthozoa; Scleractinia; Pocilloporidae. Gene Ontology annotation, biological process: nuclear-transcribed mRNA catabolic process, nonsense-mediated decay.